Messenger RNA from Batrachochytrium dendrobatidis JAM81, 1278 nucleotides. RefSeq lists its product as uncharacterized. Lineage: Eukaryota; Fungi; Chytridiomycota; Chytridiomycetes; Rhizophydiales. The annotation marks the transcript as partial. The transcript has 6 exons. Gene Ontology annotation, molecular function: dynein heavy chain binding; dynein light chain binding. The record is from RefSeq and is a predicted model, not a curated record. Gene Ontology annotation, cellular component: cytoplasmic dynein complex. Gene Ontology annotation, biological process: transport along microtubule.
GAAAUGCAUAUACCAGAACUUUCCGAGCAGGAAAAGGCUGCAAUCAUUACAUCUGAAGACUUUCUGCACUUUUUUGAUCAAUCUACAAGAUAUAUCGAGCGUGCUCUUGCGGAAGACUAUGACAUUCUUUCAGACUAUACUGCUACUGUAGAUCAACUACCAUCAAAAGGAGUCGCCGAGAUUCAGCGAAAAUGCGUGUUUUCCAAUGAAAAACUUACAAAGAAUAGAUCUGUUACCGAUUUGGAUUGGUCAACACACUAUCCUGAACUGCUUCUGGGAUCUUACAAUAAAAACUCGGCCAACAUCAACGAACCUGAUGGGCUGGUUUUACUGUGGAAUCUCCAUAUGGCUGGUCGGCCAGAGUUUUCACUUCAAGCCCAGUCUGAUGUUAUGACUGCAAAAUUCUCUCCUUUCCACCAUAAUCUUGUGGUUGGUGGAACCUAUUCUGGACAGAUUGUCAUUUGGGACACCAGAGCCAAGAGUACACCCAUUCUCAAGACAUCAUUAUCAUCACCCGGACACUCCCAUCCGGUUUACUCACUUUCGAUCGUUGGAACACAAAAUGCACACAAUCUUGUUACUGCAUCUACAGACGGUGUGGUCUGCACUUGGCAAUUGGAUAUGCUUGCUCAUCCUCAGGAUCUGAUUGAGUUGACGCAUCCCAGCAAUAGUCGAACAGACGAAGUUGCGAUUUCUUGUAUGGACUUUUCCAAAAAUGACUUUACAACUUAUUGGGUAGGAACAGAAGAAGGCAACAUAUAUCAAUCCAAUCGUCACGAUCGUGCUGGAAGGUGUUUUGUAUAUAGCGGACAUAAUGGCAUGAUUACUGGAAUAGAUUUUCAUCCAUCAGAAACGGAUGCAGGGUUUUGCGAUUUAUUUUUGACCUCGUCUGUGGAUUGGACUACCUCUAGAGUGGGGAUGCAAUCCUCUGGUCCUAUAUCGUGCCUCCAUUCGUUUGACGAGGCUCAAGACUAUAUAUUCGAUGUUGCUUGGUGUCCUACCCAUCCCGCCAUAUUCGGAUCCGUUGAUAGCAGUGGCAGAUUUGAUUUGUAUAAUUUGGCCAUUUCGGAAGUUCCAAUUGCUACAGAAGUCGUGCCCAAUAAAAAGGCACUCAACAAGCUUGGCUGGGACAAAGAAGGCAGACAUGUUGGUUUAGCAUCCAUUGAUGGAUCGUUGUCUGUAUAUGAUACAGGAAAGGUGAGUGGAUUUGCAAUUGCAAGUUGUCUAGCCAUUGCCAUGCUUCUCGUGUGCCGAGAUGCGCUUGUUAUCCUUUGCUGA